Molecule: messenger RNA, 2013 nt
Organism: Thelazia callipaeda (thelaziosis nematode)
Lineage: Eukaryota; Metazoa; Nematoda; Chromadorea; Rhabditida; Thelaziidae
Source: the annotation of a GenBank genome assembly
AUGGAAAGUGAUGUGAUGGGUAAAUGGGCUUGCUCACAAUGUACUUAUGCGAAUUUUGAAACUGCAAAGGCAUGCACUAUGUGUCGUACACCGCGAUACUCAGUUUUUAUCACUGAACCACCUUGUACAUCCAGUAUUGUUAAUGAAGGAGAAAACUGCGAGCAAAAAUGGCCUUGUCCAGAUUGCACAUAUUUGAAUGUCCUCAAAUCUCGUCAGUGUACUGUUUGCAUGCAUAAACGACCCAGUAAUUUUGAUCAUGACGAUAUGAAACUCAUCACUGAAGAUGAAUGCUCAGUCGAUCUCGAACAAGUUGAGAAGGUAGGAAAAGCAUUGCAAAAAUGGGAUUGUUCUCAAUGCACUUAUAAAAACUGGCCCAAUGUUAAGCAUUGUACCAUGUGUGGGACGCCAAAGGAUUAUGUUUCUAUUGGAAUCGGAAAUAAUACGCUAUCAUCUUCUGAUUUCUCAGUUGCUGGAGAAAAUGGCAGUUCAUCAAAAACAGAGAAAAUAAUUGAGCAAGGUGGUUUCAACGUGAAUUUAUUUUUAGAUGUUACUGUUGAUAAAGGUGAUGAACAUCAUGAUACUGAAAAGACAUCAAAUGUAAAUUUAAGCAAGCGGGUUACUUUUCUGGACAUCUAUCUUUCUCAUCUUCAUGACUCAGUUGACACGGGUUGCGCAUCAUUUUUGGAGGCAUGUGCUGAACUUCUUCGACAGAGCAGUGAUGCUGAAACCAAACUUAUUCACUAUAUUUAUCAUUAUGGAGAAGGGAAUCGAAGAAUCAGUGGUUUCGAGGCUAUGUUAUUGAGUAGUAUUGAUGAAGAAAGUACAGUGACUGUCUCCAAUCGCUCGAUUAUCGAUAUAAUUCGUGCUAAAAAUAGCAGAAUUUUAGCAAGUAUUCCCAGGUUCUUCAUGGAUUCUUUGUCGUGUACUGUUGCAAUUCCAGGACUAGCAACAAGUGACUCUUGUGAUGAAAUUCACAAAAAAAUACGUGAAAACAUGUAUGAAGAUUAUGACAUGACGCGUGUUGCUAACAACAGUGCCUUAUUUACUUUACCAAAUGCGAUUUAUGAACUUCGACCAUGGGUCGCUUCGGGCGAAAGCAGUCUUCGCGUCAUUAUGGAUCUCGACGAACGUCAGGUACUUGAUGCAGUAUGCUGUACAGAUGUCUAUUCUUUAACUGGACCCUUGAACUACCAGACAUAUGCACCAUUACUGCUACGAAAUCGUGGCGGAGGACACAGCCUUGUAGAUGCCGCUUCGCAGGCUUUGUGGGGUGUGAUAGACAAAAGCAAUACGCUUCGCGAUGCGCUGUACCACACUCUGUAUGCAAUGGAGACUAACUUCCGAAGUCGAUGGGCUACAUCUUUAAUGAAACUGGGGCUGAAUUUUGAUAUUUGGAUGAUGCAGCGUCACUGGUCCAAUAUUAUUGAAUGUAGCGAACCCGGUUCAUCUCUAGAACAGAUUCAUGUGCUAGUUCUAGCACAAGUGCUAAAUCGUCCCAUCAUUGUGUUUCCAAUUGAGUCAUCUAAAUUAAAUCCAUUUCCUGCUCGAGAUAGACAUCCAGGUGGUCUUAAGCAUCCUGUUGAGGGUUUUUAUCCACAACUACCCGGUUUAAAUAAUUAUCGGAUCUGUCCACCACUUCUGCUUGGCUAUAUAAAUGGCAAUUUUCACGCGCUUAUAUUACCUCCUCGUCCAGUUAUAGAAAGAGUAGAGGGGCGUCCAUCUAGAAUUUAUCGCUAUAUACGGUGUCCGCCUUAUCCUCUGACAGAAUACAUGCAGUUUAUAAUGGAUGAAAAAGAGGCUGAAGAUUUUGUUAGAGAAAAUAUUGUUGUGGAUGUGGACUCCAAUGGACAGCAGUGGAUCUACCAUUCAACUUUUGGGACAUCUCAUACGAAAAAUGAUCUAGGCUAUUUGUUGUGGAAAGAUUGGAUUAAAGCGCACUUUCCAAAAAUAAUUCGUGAGGAAUGCGAGGUAAUGUCCUGUUGCUCUGUUUGCUCUUUUUUCAUGCUUGUGUAA